AUGUUGGGAGAGGGAAGCAUACCAGAUUCGGAUUGGGAGAUCCCCCAAUCGGACAUCGAGUUCGGUGUGCAGAUCGCCCAGGGCAACUUCGGCCGCAUCUACAAAGGCUCCUACUUUGGCACGGAGGUGGCGAUCAAGCUGAUCCUCCCCUGCGAGACCCCCGAUAUGACCCACAAGUACAUCGAGCGCGAGGUCACAGUUCUCAAAGGUCUGCGGCACCCGCUUGUGGUCAACUUCAUGGGCGUGGCGCGGCGAAACGGCGACUUUUACAUCGUCACCGAGUGGGUGGACGGUGGCAACCUGCGCACCCUCACCAAGGACAAGAAUGACACCUUUACGUGGAGCAACAAGGUCAGCAUCGCCCGAGACAUUGCCGUGGCCAUGGCCUUCCUCCAUGGGCGAGGCAUCAUUCACAGAGACUUGAAGGCAGACAACCUAUUGAUCACCAAGUCCGGCCAGGUGAAGCUCUGUGAUUUUGGGUUCGCGAGGGCGCGCAACACGGGCUACAUGACGCUGGCCGGCACGGAAGAGUACAUGGCGCCCGAGGUGAUCUUGGGCAUGGAGUACGACGAAAAGGUUGACGUGUACAGCUACGGAGUGGUGCUGCUCGAGCUGAUCUCCCGCAAGGUGCCACCAGUGCGUGGGCCAGCCUUCGCGUUCGACUUCAGUCCUGAGCAGCUGCAGGCGACCAUUCCGGCCGACUGUCCACAGCGCUUGGAGGACCUGGUGCUGCGCUGCAUCAACUACAAGCCCGGCAUGCGGCCGGCCUUCAAGGACAUCUUGGGCACAUGCAAGGAGCUACUGGAGGAGCUGAGCGCGGACGAAGACGCCAGCGGGAAUCUGAUGGAAGGCGAUGAGACACUCCGCACAAAGCGAGCUCUGGAGAUCAUGAAGAAUAGACCUAAGACUUGGAGUCUGGCGACGACGCAGGUUGAAGGGAGCGCAGGAGCUGCUGGCUUCGGCGGAUUUAGGCAAAGCCAGUGCGGAUUCGCCGUUACAUUCUGGCCGACGCGGAGCGCCGCCAGCGGUAUCCCAGGCACACCGUCGGCUCAAUCGCCGAGUCGACCCUGGGGCACUGUCUCCCCGGCAACCGGCGCUGUCAUGUUGCGCGAGGGCAAGACCGUGACGCUGCCCAGCGAACUCGUACGAAAGGGCGACUGCUUCAUCGAAGAGGACAAGGUCAUCGUCAGGGAGUCUGCCGGCGUGCAGACCGUCGCCGUCUCCAAGAAGUAUUCAUGGAACACGCGGCCCAUGGUCAUGAAGGUGACCUUCAUGACCAUCGUUUCCCCCGGCGGCUGGCUCAGCAUCACAGUCGAGUUCGACAACCACUCGCCCAAGGUGGUGACCGGCAUCCAGGCCUGGAUCACAGAGCAGCGGGCCGUCGUGAAAAAGAAGAAGUUAGUCAUCGUAGAAAAGCCCGGUGCUGCCGCUGGCGCGCAAGGAGCGGCCGACGUGGAUCGGCGACGUGGAGUUCCCCAUCCCGCCCAGCAUUCCGCCAACGUCUAUCGACGUCGACAACCACCUCAGCUAUGUGCUCAACGUGGAGGGCGUCGUGGAGAAGGGCAAGACGAAGGGCAUCCGCGCCACUGUCCCCAUCACCGUUCGAUCGCCGCUCGCUUCCACCCAUCUUCAUGA
This is a messenger RNA of Acanthamoeba castellanii str. Neff, 1635 nucleotides long. Its product is annotated as protein kinase domain containing protein. The transcript has 12 exons. The coding region runs from base 1 to 1635 and encodes 544 amino acids. Gene Ontology annotation, biological process: protein phosphorylation. The record is from RefSeq and is a predicted model, not a curated record. Lineage: Eukaryota; Discosea; Longamoebia; Acanthamoebidae. Gene Ontology annotation, molecular function: ATP binding; protein kinase activity.